Messenger RNA from Varroa destructor (honeybee mite), 894 nucleotides. Its product is annotated as RE1-silencing transcription factor-like. NCBI's taxonomy places the organism in Eukaryota, Metazoa, Arthropoda, Arachnida, Mesostigmata, Varroidae. The record is from RefSeq and is a predicted model, not a curated record.
AUGGAGAAAUCAAAACCAGCAAGCUGCUCUAUGUCGCCAUUGCGGCACUCCCCAACGGUAAAGCAAUGCGCAACAACUGACCACAUCAAACAACUCACCGAACAGUUCGAUUUGUUAAGUAAGAUAGCGUCAUUUGAAGGACUCGAUAUCGAUGGCGCCCUUCAGCAUGUACCGUAUGUCGAAAGAAUGCAUAAUCUAAUUCUUUCUGCCCCCAGCUAUAUCACAGCGACUGUACCAUGCGGCAUGUCGCACAUCGUCCCGAAGCCUCACCAAUCGCAAAGACAAAUGCAAUCUUCCGUAGCGACGCAGUCGUCAACGAAGCUAAUUGUACUUGAUAGCUCCUGGCAUGGUCGGGAUACGGGGUUCGUGACGGAAUCCUUAACGGGUUCAGAUUCGGACCAUGCAGCGUCGCAUGGCCAUAGCGAAUCUGACCGAAGCUUGCAGUGUCCUGACUGUGGGUACAAGACCAGAUACCGUGGCCAUCUCAAUUGCCAUAUGCAGAGCCACAGCGGGGGCGUCCAAAUAGAAAUGCUUGACAGCAGCGAAGUGUCCUGGCUUGGAGGUUCUACCACGCUUUCUAUGUUAGGCGUCCCUGGAGACGUCCGAUACACGUGCACUCAAUGCGAUUACUCCACCGCCAGCAUUCACUAUCUCGAGAAGCAUAUGCGAAGACAUAUUGAUCGCAACCUGCAAUGCCCCUUUUGUAGCUACGUAAGCAAACAACGGGGUCAUCUUAAUCAGCACAUCAAAUGUCACACUGAAGACAAACUACAGUGUUCUUACUGCGAUUUCAGGACUCAUUGGAAAAGUAACCUUGUCCGACACGUCACGAAACAUCAUCCACAUGCUCACGCCAUCGUGCUUGACGGUCACGACGACAACAAUAUCUGCUGA